This is a messenger RNA of Mytilus trossulus (common blue mussel), 1812 nucleotides long. Its product is annotated as zinc finger MYND domain-containing protein 15-like. The transcript has 12 exons. Lineage: Eukaryota; Metazoa; Mollusca; Bivalvia; Mytilida; Mytilidae. Gene Ontology annotation, molecular function: histone deacetylase binding. The record is from RefSeq and is a predicted model, not a curated record. The coding region runs from base 78 to 1772 and encodes 564 amino acids. Gene Ontology annotation, biological process: negative regulation of DNA-templated transcription.
CACCACGUUGUUUUUAUUUUUUCGCGGAAAAUUGAAAAUUGUUUACUUGAAGUUCUGCAAACAAUUAAAGAAAAAAAAUGGACCUUACUGACAGAAAAACCGCUGAAAAGUUCAUGGGACAGUACCUCCAGUUUGCAGAGAAGAUGAGACCCGAUAUAGCAAUGAUAGAAGAUCCAGAGGUCAGAGAAGAUGAACUUUGCAAGUGGUUAGAAGGAAUGGAGGAACCAGAGAAACUGUUGUUUGAUUUCUUUGAGACCAACCCAAUGAGUGUCAAUGAUUGGACAACAAAACGGAGAGAGAAUGAACAGAAUGCUUUGACUAAAAUUGAAGAAGUGAAAAAAUUACCAGUUCAAGAUACAAUCUGGAUGAUUGAUGAAUAUACAUCUCUGAGAGAUGAUGAUGGUCAGAAUCACAGGAUCUUGUCUGUAAUGGAUACAAAGAAUCUUUACAUUGGUACACUAAUGGCCAAUAUAUUAGAAUUAUCUCUUGUACAACAGUGUAGAGAUCUGAUCUGUAUUUGUGCAUUAACACCACUGGCAGGAAAACCAAGACGUCCAAAAUCAGUAACGUUUAAAGACCCAUCAUAUGCAGAAAAAGCAGCAGGACUUGACUUAAGUGACCUUGGGAUAAAGUACAUGUAUGAUGGUAUGCCUAAAGAAAAUGAACCAGUCAAGAUGAGGACUUGCUCUGUAUGCAGAUUAAGAGGAACUAAAGAGUUAUUUAAAAAAUGCUCAUCAUGCCAAGCUUUAUUGUACUGUUCAAGAGAUUGUCAGAAGAAAGAUUGGAACAGAAAAGGUGACAUGGGUGCUCAUAGUCACAAAAUAUGGUGUAAAAAGAUGAAGAUUUAUAUGUCAAAAACAGCAGAGAUGAGACAGUUUCCUUUUACCUAUGCACAAGAGACAACCUCAGAAUACUUUGAUAUGGCUGCCUACAAGACAUUUCUAGAGAAACAAGGUGUAUUGGAUCAGGGUCUAUGGAGAAGAGAAUGUAGAUUACAUGGAGACGAGACUAAGUGUUUAUGUUCGGUACCAUUUGGAGAGCUUCCAGAAAGUGAAGACCCAAUAUUUUUGCCAGUGGAAUCCUCCAUCCUAGAUGAGGCUCCAGAAAAAGAGACAAAGUUACUACAUGAUUGGGAGGCUUACUAUGAAUACAGAGGGUUUAGAUUGGACUCUCCAAUAGCAAUAUUACUGCACUGGCCAAUGACAUUGUACCAUAUCAUCAAAUUCUGUUACCCUAAUGAUCAUCCUGAAUGGUGGGACAGUGUAGAUUCCAGCUGUUUUAAGAUAGACCUUAUUGGUGUGGAGAAAGAAGUAGAAAUGUUAUGUUUGUUCAAGGAACUAGGAUAUUUGUGUCCAGAUAUAUCUCUUGACAUUAUGAUGUAUGGUGUAGAGAUAUCUAAAGAUGUUCACAACAAGACAUAUGAACAUAAUAAUGUUAAAAUACAGAUUGUUAAAGGGCCAUAUCAUAAACGUGCUGACGAACACAGGAAACCUCAUUUGGUUGUAGGUUUGAAUGCUGGAUUAGGUGCAUACCAAAUGUGGGGUCAGACAUUAGUCAAACUAAGGACUGAUAGGAUUCCAGCCUAUUUUACAGACUACUGCCAAUACAGCUGUGAAUGUGCUAGAACAGCCGUUGAAGGGUUAACAUUUGGGACAAUAUCAGACCCUGUGGUAAACCCCUUCAGGAACCCUGUCAGAAAGUUAGCAGAAGAAAAUGACAUGCCUUGGUACAGUAAUGGAUUUUUGUAUAGGAUUAUUUAUCCUUCAAAGUGAAACAAUUCUGACUUAACUGGUCUUGAUUCAAUUAGAGAUU